UGUAUUUGAAUGUUUCUUUUUUUUCAGCUCCUGAAUUAUUUCUCUUUAGAUAAUCUUUGCAAUGACCAAAACUCUAUUUGAAAGAAGUUGUAUUUUAUGAUCAUAAUUCUGAACUGAGGUCCCUUCAAAUCAGUACGAUGGCAACAGCUCUGGAGCACCUAGUAUCUGAAGUUACUUCUCUCAUUGGUCAGAGCAAGUAUGGUGAUGCUGCCAAACACCUCCAAAAAAGUCGAGAUAUUUUAUCCAAGAACAGUGGGCAUCUGGACACAGUACUGGCGACUCUUCAACCUCAGAUUCACACCAUAGCUGUUGCUGCUGUGCUGCGUGCCAGACUUGCUGCUGCUGUACCGACCGACUCUGCCAUUGACACCUUGCAUGCAACUGUCGCUGAAUUUGUUGCUGUUUGUGACCCUGAACAGCUCAUCCAUGUGCAGGAUGCUAUGUGUGAGAUGCUGGAAGAAUACUGCCGACUCUUGGUUACGGGAGGCUGUCCGAUGCGUGGUAUUGAAGUUAUUAAUUCAGCGAUCCUACGACUACAAGCCCACAACUCAAGCCACCACCUGACGGGGGCCCACCCGCUGCUGCUUUAUCUUUGCCUAGCUUCACAGUGCCUCAAGCCCGCCGUCGCGCUGCUCGACCAGCAAAUUAUGGAUGUUGCUAAGGAGAGCGAAGGAGUGACGGUGAAGCAGUUCCUGCUGUAUCACUACUACGGAGGCAUGGUCUACACGGCCGUCAAGAGGUACGGCCGAGCUCACCACUUCUUCAAGAUCUGCAUAUCCACCCCCGCCCUGGCCGUGUCUCACAUCAUGAUGGAGGCUUAUAAGAAGUACAUCAUCGUCUCGUUGCUCAUAGAUGGCAAGGUUGGGAAGCUGCCGAAGUGCGCGUCAAUGGUGGUGCCGCGCUUCAUCAGGCCGCUGUGCCAGGUUUACCUCGACCUCAUCCAGGCCUUCCAGUCCGGCCCUGAGUCGCUCAGCCAGUACAUCCUCCAGCACGCGCCUACCUUCACGCGAGAAGGUAACUACGGGCUGGUGAAGCAGCUAACGUCAGCGCAGUUCAAGCAAUGUAUCCAGAAGCUGACACGCACCUUCCUCACCCUCUCCCUGGCUGACGUCGCCCUCAGAGUCAAGCUGCAGCUCCCAAAGCUGGCCCAGCAAUAUCUCCUGAACAUGAUAGAAGACGGGGAGAUCCACGCGUCCAUAAACCAGAAGGACGGCAUGGUGGUGUUUAAGGACAACCCUGAGCAGUACAACGCCUCGGACACCCUAGACCUUCUGCACGAGAGGAUGGAACGAGUGAUGGAGAUGGAGAAGAGACUGGUGGAGAUGGAGGAGGCUAUACAAAAGAACCCUUCUUAUAUCCACAAACUGAUGGGCCCCGUGGACGAAGACAUGCUGCCACAGCCCACAGCCUCCACGUCUGCUAUGUAGGAAUAGUGGUGCCGUAGUAGUGUCCGCGCCGCGUGCGUUACCUUCACGUUCGUUCCCAUGAAGAUACAACGCGUUGUACUCCACUCAAUUCACAGUUUUUGUUUCUUAUUUAUGUUCUCAAUCAUCGAUGUUUUUAUUUUCAAGAGGAAAUCUUUUUCAUUUUUUUCUAACUAUGUUUAUUUCUAAAAGAAUAGGAUAAAUGUUCAGUUUUUUCCUUAUUCAAUUGAAAUAUAUCAUUACCAUUUCUAGAGCUAAUUGGUGAUCCUAAUAAUAAAAAUGUAUGAGAUGA
This is a messenger RNA of Hyalella azteca, 1716 nucleotides long. It is a transcript of the gene CSN3, whose product is annotated as COP9 signalosome complex subunit 3. Lineage: Eukaryota; Metazoa; Arthropoda; Malacostraca; Amphipoda; Hyalellidae. Bases 138 to 1427 code for a protein of 429 amino acids. The transcript has 9 exons. The record is from RefSeq and is a predicted model, not a curated record. Gene Ontology annotation, biological process: ubiquitin-dependent protein catabolic process. Gene Ontology annotation, cellular component: COP9 signalosome.